Nanorana parkeri is the source of this 1968-nucleotide messenger RNA. RefSeq names its product protein disulfide isomerase family A member 3 (gene PDIA3). Bases 153 to 1652 code for a protein of 499 amino acids. Gene Ontology annotation, biological process: response to endoplasmic reticulum stress; protein folding. Gene Ontology annotation, molecular function: protein disulfide isomerase activity. The record is from RefSeq and is a predicted model, not a curated record. Lineage: Eukaryota; Metazoa; Chordata; Amphibia; Anura; Dicroglossidae. Gene Ontology annotation, cellular component: endoplasmic reticulum; cell surface. The transcript has 13 exons.
UCAUCUGACAGCAGCCAAUAAGGGGCUGCCACACUCCGGCUGUAGGUCCGGCCGAGAGUACUUCCGGCAGGUUUUCUCUUUUCUUCUGUCCCGGCUUCCCUGCUAGUCUAGGUCCGGCAGUGCAGCCGAGAGUUCUAAUCUCCGGUGCAGACAUGAUGCGAUCCCUCUUCAGCGCUUUAUUGGUCCUGGCCGUAGCCUUCAAUGCCGCCUGGGCCUCCGAUGUCAUAGACCUCACAGACGACGACUUUGAGGUCACCGUCAAGGAGUACUCUGUCAUCCUGGUGGAGUUCUUCGCUCCCUGGUGUGGACACUGUAAGAAGCUUGCUCCUGAGUUUGAAGUUGCUGCCACAAAACUGAAGGGAACUGUUGCACUGGCAAAGGUUGACUGCACAGCAAACUCCAACACUUGCAACAAGUAUGGAGUAAGCGGGUACCCCACUAUUAAAAUCUUCCGAGAUGGAGAGGAGUCUGGUGCUUAUGAUGGGCCAAGGAGUGCCGAUGGGAUUGUCAGCACUAUGAAGAAGCAGGCUGGGCCUGCGUCAGUGACUCUGCGCUCUGUGGAUGAGUUUGAGAAAUUCAUAGCAGAUUCUGAUGCCUCAGUGGUUGGCUUCUUCCGUGAUCUGUACAGCGAUCCUCAUCAGGAGUACUUGAAGGCUGCCAACACACUGAGGGAGAAGUACCGGUUUGCGCACACUGAUGAUGAUGGGCUGGUGAAUAAAUAUGACAACAAUGGCGAGGGCAUCGUUCUGUUCCGUCCACCUCGUCUUGCAAACAAGUUUGAAGAUGGCUCAGUCUCCUUCCCUGCAGAUGAGAAAAUUACAUCCCAUAAAAUUAAGAAGUUCAUCCAGGAUAACAUCUUUGGAAUCUGCCCCCAUCUGACAGAAGACAACCGAGAAUCGAUCCAAGGAAAAGACUUGCUUGUGGCCUACUAUGAUUUAGACUAUGACAAGAACCCCAAGGGCUCCAACUACUGGAGGAAUAGGGUAAUGAUGGUUGCAAAGAAGUUCCUUGAUGCCGGACAGAAGCUCAACUUUGCCGUUGCUAACCGCAAAUCCUUCGCACAUGAGGUGACUGAGUUCGGCUUGGAUUCCAGUUCCAGUGACAUUCCUGUUGUCGGAAUCAAAACUGCUAAGGGAGAGAAAUUUGUAAUGCAGGAGGAAUUCUCUCGCGAUGGAAAAGCAUUGGAGCGCUUCCUUCAGGAUUACUUUGAUGGUAAACUAAAGAGAUACAUGAAGUCUGAGCCAAUCCCUCAAAACAAUGAUGGUCCAGUCAAGGUGAUUGUGGCCGAAAACUUCGAUGAGCUUGUAAAUGAUGACAGCAAAGAUGUUCUCAUUGAGUUCUACGCUCCUUGGUGUGGACACUGUAAGAACCUGGAGCCCAAAUACAAGGAACUCGGAGAGAAGCUGGCUAGUGAUCCAAACAUCAUUAUUGCCAAGAUGGAUGCCACAGCCAAUGAUGUGCCUCCUCAGUAUGAAGUUAGAGGGUUCCCAACUAUCUACUUUUCACCAGCUGGAAGCAAGCUAAGUCCAAAGAGAUAUGAGGGUGGCAGAGAGGUCAGCGACUUCCUUAGCUACUUGAAGAAGGAAGCUACCAAUCCACCAAUUGUGACAGAAGAUGAAAAACCCAAGAAGAAGAAGAAAGAAGAGUUGUAAAUGAGAUUAAGUGCUCAAAUUGGCAAUUUUUUUUUUUCCAGGGUGGGGCUGUCAUCUUGACAUUACUGGGAUCUACUGGGAAAACAGUGUGUGGACACUGAAGCACACUUGCCUUCCUGAAGGGAACAUGGCGGUUGAUUAGAGAUUUCUUAGAUGCACUGUUGGAAACAUCCAAGGACCUUACAAAUAUUUGUGGCUUGUUGAGGGGGUCACCACUUUUCCAUCUAUGUUGGGAGGGAUAGGGUUUGGGGGGUUCUACAAUUUGAUGGUAUUGGUUUUCGUUAAUUUUUUAUUUUAUUUUUUUGUACAUUUGAAA